UGUACUGCACCAGAAACGUAGCUUCGUUCUUCCUCUUCUCCGAGCACCGUCAUGAACCUCCGCAGAUCACAAAAUCGCCACGAGUUUGAGAAACACAAUUCGAACAUUCUUUCGGAAACUAUCUUCAAAAACUGUGUGCAUCGAUUCACUGAACCAAAUAACAUAUUCAAACAUAUUGGAACAAAGCAAAAGAAGAAGAAGAAGAAGAAGAAGAAGAAGAAGAAGAAGAAGAAGAAGAAGAAGAAUGCACAAAGAGAAAGGAAAGUGAAAUACAAGAAACUGUAAAUCAAGCGAUCGACUUAAAAUAAAAUAAAAAGAAAGAAGAAUAAGAACAUGUACGAAAAGGAGACGUAUCCAAAGAUAGGAGGAAAGAAUCGAAAGGAAGAAAAUAAGGAAAGAAAGAAAUGGAAGAAAAUCAGCCCGUCGCGUGACACGCGCCGAUAGGUGUCAAACGUGUGGCAGACAGACAGUUGACAUGACAUGAGAGAGGAGCAUCGGGACGCGGCCGUCGGGACGUGGUGGUCGGGCGCCGUGGCCCGGCAUCCUGUGGAAUAUUGCGCAAGCGGGAUAUUUCGCAGCUGCGCUCUUCGUACUUCGUCGAACGCUCGAAGGUCUGGCUGUUUCCCCGCUCGCAUUAUCGCGCUGUAGAUUCACGCGAUACGAAGGGGACACGUUGAACACCCUCCGUUGCGUUUCCGUUGGUGUAACCGUCGAGUAACGGGGAGACGUGGACGCCGAUUGGUCGGCGGACGUGGAACAGGCGUGGUAGACGUAGUACGGAGUGGGGAGUGUUUGAACAAGAUCGGCAGACUCAAGAGUAGCGGAGUACACUCGCUAACCGGCGUCCAUCCACACGGCACACAGAGAGACAGAGAGACAGUGAGACAACGAGACUGGUGAAUGAGGGAGAGUGGAGGUGAGGCGGAUCGAGCACACAGAACCCCGCUCAAACAACGUCGAUCGCUGCUCGCCGUGUGUUCUCAGCUCGUGCUUGGUGCUGGCGGUGCGCGAACAGCCCGCGCGUACAAUUUCAUACCGUGCGUUAUUCUCAACGUGUUGACGAAGUGACGGAGCGAUCGUGAACUUUUCCGACCUAUCGACGCUCGUUUACGGUGUAUUUUAAAGGAAUCUUAGUGUUGGACGAAAGAAGAUACUAUAUCCGGGAAGAUCGUGGAAUUUCUUCCGAAGAUUCUGUGAAUUUUUCCAAAGAGGAUAAUUGCUGGAGUGCGCGAAUUGUGUUUUAAACAUCGUAUCAAGCAAGUUGCAGAAAACAUAGAAAAGGAAGGUGAAGUUUCUGUUUGUCGCCGUACGAAUCAGAUUAUCGUGGACAGUGAAAUAUCAGUGAUAUUGACACAUGUAACUCGAUGAUAAUCGCAGUCGUAUGUUGGAUAUAAAGGAUCGUGAGUAAUCGAAAUAACCGUGUGUUGACGAACGGUGUCAAGCAUUUUCGUCACCGAGGAGAAGAUUCGGGAACCGUCGCAUUACCAACAGCAGCCGUGGUACCGCGGUUUUCAUGAUUCUCGUUUGACAAGCAGACAGCAACCCGCCACUCCGGCACCGGUCAGCUCUAUGACCAUGCUCCAGUCGCAGAAGCUGUACGGCGAUGCUGGUAGCCUCGGCGGCGCGAUGACCAGCGCCGCGAUGUCCACGAUGGGCAGCAUGGCGCCGACGUACAGCUCGAUCAACUCGGUAGGAUGUAUGCCUAUGGGUAUGUCAAUGGGAGUCGGUGUCGGACCGAGUUGCAGUCCUCAGGGCGCCGGCGGUUUCAACAUGAGCACCAUGAGUUCGGCAAUGGGGAUGGCAUCGAUGGGCGGUGGUGCUAUGGGUGGUUACGGGGGUGCCUCGAUGGGAGGCGGUGGCGCGUGUAUGAGCGCCGUCGGCUAUGGUCCUCUAACGCCAGGCGGCGGCGCCGGUGUUACCAGGGAUCCUCUUUCCCUUACCGAGCCGGAUUCGCCUAAUUCCGCUUUGCAACGCGCCAGAACCGACAAGUCUUACCGCAGAAGUUACACGCACGCGAAACCGCCCUAUUCCUACAUCAGCCUGAUCACAAUGGCUAUCCAGAACGCGCCCAGCAAGAUGCUUACGUUGUCGGAGAUCUAUCAGUUCAUCAUGGACCUGUUCCCCUUCUACAGACAAAAUCAGCAACGCUGGCAGAAUUCCAUCAGGCACUCGCUCAGCUUCAACGAUUGUUUCGUGAAAGUGGCGCGAACUCCGGACAAGCCUGGCAAGGGCUCCUUUUGGACCUUGCAUCCAGAGAGUGGGAACAUGUUUGAGAAUGGAUGUUAUCUACGUCGACAGAAGAGGUUCAAAGACGAGAAGAAAGAAUUAACCAGACAGAACAACAAGCACCAACAGCAUCAUACCGGAGCCGCAGCAGCCGCAGCCGCGGCAGCCGCCGCAGCCGCCGCCGGACACAAUAGUCCUACCUCCCACGAGUUGGCUCACGCGGCUAAAAAGACAACGUCUUCUCUCCACCACGGACCCCAGCAACAGGACGACAAGGAUCUUCAUUCUCUGGUGUCGUCGCACCAUCAUCAUCACGCAGCCAGUCUCCAUCAACACCACGCCUCGUUGAAAAGCGAUACAACGGACAUAGGCGGCCUCCUAGGACCCGAACUAGGCGCUGCUCACGACGAAUUGACCGCCAUGGUCAGUCGAAGUCUUCAUCCUCACUUGAUCUCCGAACCUACGGCUCUGCAUCAUGGAAUGACCGGUAGUUUGAAACAAGAGCCACCGUACACCGCUGCCAGUCAUCCUUUUAGCAUCACCAGGCUACUGCCGGGCGCGACGGCGGGCACAUCGCCAGGAGCGCAAGACAUCAAGCCACCGGAGAUGAAAAUGUAUGAACAGCUGCAUCAGAGCUACGCCAACUUCGGCUCGCCUCAUCAUCCUCACGCUCACUCCGCGCCACCAAGUCACCAUCAUCACAAUGGCAUGCACACGGGCUCGAACGCGGCUGGUCCAAUGCACAACAUGACCAAUCACCAUCACCAGGAGUAUUACCAGAGUCCGCUGUACCAUCACGCGACCAGCGUGGCUAGUAGCAGCGCGCCCCCGCCGUCCUCCGUCGCCACCGCGGCUCCAGGCUUGUGACACCACGCUACCCACCCCUACGCCCUGGCCUGAGUCGCUGCAGCCGCGGCAUACGCCGCCACCGCAGCCGCGAGCAAUCCCUCGACCACGGCGAACAUCGUUCUCCCUGUCCUCGAUCAGGAUCACCAAGCCCAUCAUCAUCAACCACCCUCCUCUUCCACCUCCUUGUCGUCCUCGUCAUCGUCUUCUUCGUCCUCGUCGUCGGCACCCCCGCAGCCGGCGGCUGCCGUCUCGCAGUCAGCGUCGUUGCGAGUCUCAGCGUCGAUACAACCGCCGCAACAGCGGCGUCGGCGACGCUGCGAGGACAACGAGGUGGAGGCUUGCUGGCCCGUCGGCCACGAGGACGAUUACGACGAGGAGGAGGAGGAAGACGACGAGGAGGAUAUGGUGUAAGAAGAUGUUAGAACGGAGGAGAUUAGACCGGAUCGUAGGAGGUGAGAGUCGCGCGGCUGGAUUCCGAGUCGAUCGUUGUCAAAAAGGGGAUGGUGUGGUGCGAACGGUGCGGGUGCGAAAGGGCGUUUCGAGACACGGAGGACGACAACUGGAGGACGCUUAGGAAAUCGUCGAGCUGGGCAGGUGCGAAUUUUGCGGUUUCUUUUUGUGGAAAGUGUGAUCUUGAAAGGUUCGAUCGUGAUACACGGUUCUGGUCUGGCUGGUCGUGAGUUCACCUAGAUCAUUUUUGGAUACAAUGGGUUCUAAUCGGCUGUUGUUUCGCUAUCGCGUACAAUAGUAAGGGAUAAAAGGCUCCUUCGCGAGACGAUCUUUUAAUCUCGCGUGACUUUUAAAUCGUACUAAGCUGUUGCAUAAUAAAUUUCGAAAGUCUUGAGACGAGAGAUACCAGUGACGUUGAAUCAAUAUUUCUUCUUCUGAAGUAAAAAUUAAGCAAUAACGCAAAGCUAAAAUUACUCGAAUCGUUACACUUUUGUUGAUUUUAUUUUUGUAAAAACUGUCUUCUUGUUGCUUCGUUGUGUUUUUAUUUAUAAAGCAAAAUGAUCUGAUAAUCUGAUUUUCGUAUGAUGUGCUUUGAAACGAGUUAAAUACGUAAUUGUUUUGAAAAGCGUAUUAAACUAUCGAGGAAAAUGCUAAAUCGAAAUCUUGCGCGGUACGUCGUACGUAUGUUGGCGAUUUAAAAAUGCCUGACGGAGAAGUUUUAUCGAAAGAAGAAAUUUAUAAUGCAACGAUCUAUGUUUAUUAGUUCUAUGGAAGUUCGAACUGUAAUGCCGAGUAAGUACGAUGUCGAUCUUAUUUUAAAAUUAAACACGUGUUUUCGGUAUUUUGAAUGAUAUUGAAUUUCGAAUUAGUGCCAGUUGUUUACGCAUCUUCUAUUCCAAUAAUUAGAAAAUCGAUUUGAAAAAUCGUGCGGCGAUUCGGAUAAUAUCCUCGCCUUUUCCAUUUUUGAUCAUUUCUCUCGUAGUCUUUUCAUUUACAAAUUCGGAACCGUCGAUGUUUCAGCGGGAUCUUGUUUUACAAUUAAAUUGAUAUCGUCAGCGAAACUAACAAAUUUCCAACGAUAAAUUCUCUUGCGCAGCAUAGUAACAAGUUUGAUAAAAUACGCAGAGUUCUAGAAAUUUCUAAAAGUGAAUUUUACAAAUUACAAGAACCAGCUGACGAUAUUCGACAUCAAAUUAUAAAAUUGUAAAGAUUAUUCGUCCAGUAAAAGUUGAUAAUCUACGAUUUCUUGUUUUUCAACUCGAUAAUAUCACGUAUUAUUCAUUAGUUAUCUACACGUGUUUAUGCAAAACGCGUAUUUUUGUGAACGUAACUAACCCAAGUAAAAGUUUGUUUCGCCCGCUAAAUUUUCCAACGUGUAUUUUCAAUAUUCUUCGUACUUCCGCGCGUUACGCGUACUUCGCGUAUAUUUCUUCUCAAAGUUACCCAUAAACGCAUCGAUAUUCGUAGCAUUCUCAAUUAAUCGCGAUUCGCUGAUAUCGUUAAUACCGUACAAGAAAAUCGAAGCAUUCGAGCGUUAUAAAUUCCAGUCGGUUUCCAUCGAUUUAUUAUUUAUUUUCCAUCGUUGUUCCAUUCCCAAACUCUUGAACCUAACUUGUCCAUUUAUAAACGUAGAUUAUCUUUUAACACGUUCGUUCAUUUCUAGUAAACAUCGACUCUACGAGUCUGAGAUUAAUUUAUUUGAAUAGAUUCUUGUUUCCAGGAUCGUAGAAAUUUUUGGUUAGAGAAAGACGCGUGUUUCGAAACUCACGGUCGACAUCGUACGAACGCUUGGUCGCUGGAUUAUCUCUUUGCUCUUCAUCGUUACACGAGGCAAUCGACGUUGAAAAAGAAAAAUAUGUCAAGACGUCGAUUAAGCUGUACUCGAAUCGUGACAUACGGCCGCGAGACCAGACAUAAGAUUGCGAUGUAAAGGAGAAAAUAAAACGAAGAUAUUCGUAGAUGCUCGACGAGUUCUCCAUGGACUUCCGGUUCGCGACCUUUUUCGACUGACGUUCACCACGAUACGCAUAGGUUUUUUUCUGUGAUACGCGACAACGAUGCGAUCCUCCGGCUGCGCCACACUUGCCUCGACCGUCAGCCGUUCUCUCGUUCCUUUCUUAACACGGAAACACAAUCGUCGAUUCGUUCGAACGAUUCGUUUCUAGUCGCAAUACACGUGUGCAAUUUCCUUCUUGUCGGAGGGAAGUUGAUCGGGCGAGAUCGAGUCGAAUAUUUUCGCAUUUCGAGACACGAACGUGAACCUUGGUUUUCCUUUCUUUUACUUUCUUUUACUUUCUUUUACUUUAUUUUGUUGCUGGUUAUUACGCGGAAUAUUAACUCGAAUAUAUAUAUAUAUGUCGCAAUCUCAUUUUUGUUUUAACAGGACGACAAAUUUUUAACGUUCUUAAACAAUUUUAGGGUAGGGUUUUUAAAGUAGGCGAAGGGAAAAUUUCAUAUUUUCCUCGAUCUUAAGUUACUUCGAUUAUAGAAAGAUAAGAUUGCGUAGAGAAUAACGCAAGGGAUACGACAAGAUUCGAUAGUUAAAAUUCUACAGAGCUCUAUGUAACUGGUUCUCUUUGAUUCGAUGAUUUUGACGUUUACCAAGAUUACCGUCGUUAAAUAAAACCAAGCUUGAAGAUGUCGUAUGCUCAAUUACCAAAUAAAAAUAAUCGAGAGUUGUUAUCUAUGUAAUCUCAAUAUGUUAAUCGAAUUCAACAUCGUUCCUUAGACUUUAUAACAUAAUUAUUUAUUGUAUUAUUUUGCAAUUUAAUUAUUUGAUAAUAAUAAAUAUAAUAAAUAAUAUUUAAAUAAUAUUUGACGAGGACAUGUGUUUAAUAUAAGUAAAAAAAGAUACAUAUUAGAUAAAUAUAACAAUUUUUUAAUUUUAUCUUUACACUGUAAUACGACUACUAAGAUAUUUAUCUUUAAAAUAAUUGCAAGAUAUUUCUUUAUAAAGUAAUUACAAUUUUGUUUUAUAUUUAUAAAGUUUAUUUCCCAGGUAUAUUAAAUAAUAUAUCCAAAUAAAUAUCUUCAAACUCUGUGUUUUAUUACGAUUGUUUCUAGUUAACAUUUGUUGAAUGAUAAUUCAUUCGUUUGACAAUGCAUCAAGUAGCAUGUUACAAAUUGAGAUAAAGACUUCAGAUUCUGUAUUUAACACGUUGACUGUCACGACUCCCGUAUUCGGGUGUCAGCGAAGUUUCCGGUCGGCCAGCGUAACCCAUAUUCGGGUUGUUUUAUAUUAUUUGACUAUUUGCGAAGGAUCGUUGUAGGUAUUUGAAUUCCAUAAUAAUAAAACUGUUGAAUUGUUAUAAAAGUAAUACGAAAAUGAUUUAUUAAACAAAUUAUUUAGAAUGUAAAACCUUAAAGCAUUUUAUAUAUAGCUGAGGUUGGUCGGGACAAUUUGGACAAUAAAUUCUUGUUUUCUUCAAAUUUUUUUGUGCCAUUGUUCGGUCCAUUCGACGUUUUUUAUUUGCGUAACAUAGUUUGCUCGCGCGUCUAAUGCUUCUUCCGAAAUCGUUUUUCCGAACGGCGAUACUAUGCUGACUUCGAGGAUUUUUUGUAUUUUCAGAUAACCGUUUAUAAUUUUGCAAUUAAUAAUUGUCCAAAUAUUCUAAUAUUUAUAUUCUUCCUUGUUGCAAUUUUGUAAACCGUCGAAGGGUUUACAACAGAAAUUCCCAGAAGGAGUCGAAUGCCGAGUUUUCUGUACCAUUUGAUUCCUUUUCUAAUUGCAGUGGCAUAAGAAACCAUUUGAUCGGAAUAAUCCAUACCACGCUUUCCUUCGUUAUAUUCGACAACAGCUAGUGCUUUUAAUGUUGCGAACAAACGAAACGACACAUCAUUCCACGAGACCACCGCUUGAGCGACUCGCGUUACUAAAAUAUCGAUGGAAGCACCUAGCAGAGAACGUUUGGUACUGCUGCACGCGUGGCCUGACGGAGAUUUCUUUGAAAACGCGCGCGACAGUCGACGUGUUAAAUAAAAGUCAAAUUCAACUUUUCCAAGACAAUACCGAGUUUAACCACUCAGGUACAGUACGCCACUGUAGUAGCGGCUUUCGCUCAGCGUUUGAACCAAACGAUCUUUUUCGUUUGUUUUGCUUCACACUUUUCUUGCUCUCGUAAUGCUUUGUAACAGCGUUAACGAUAUACGCCAAUUCCUAAUUCAGCAAAAUUCAGCUGUACCUAAGAGGUUUAACACGAAACUUCAGUCUUGGAAAUGUUCUGUUAUUUAAAGUUUCUGACUCGAUUCUUGUACUUUUUCGCGGAACAAAGAGCAGAGUCGACGAUCAAUAGACGAUUGUUUACCGAGUAUAGAUUGCGAUACUAAAAAGCGAUAGCGAAGGAUUUUUCUAGGAUUAUCUGUACCUUCGAUGAUAUAUGCCUAUUUUCAGCCGGUCGUUGAUCUCAAUCCCUCUGCUCUUCUCUGUUUCUGUAAUUUAUCGUUCCGAUACAAUUGGACAGGCCUGCAUAUCAAACAUCCUGUUAAUUCGAUUAUUAAAGUUUAUCAGAAAUCAAGAUCUGUCGAUAAAUAUACAGUAGAGGAAUUUUGAUUCCGAACCAAAGAACCAGUGACUUAUUCUGUUUUUCCCUCGAGAUCUUCGAUAUUUAUCGAAUAUUAUUCGAAUACAGUGCGAGUUUCGUUAAUAUCAGUUUCCUCUUCUUUGAGAAAAUCAACCGACAGAAGCUGCGAGGAUGUUCGAAAAGUGUUUUGGCAUAUAUAUAGUUAAGCGUUAUAUAUUUUCAUAGGACGAUGACACCACGUAUGACGUUAGAGUGAAAGUUAAACAAGUUACACGUAUAAAUGACGAAUCGCCUUCUGACAAAUCAUCAGAAAAUAGUUAUCCGUGGAAAAGAUUAAUUUAUAGGAAAAUGAAUAAUUGACAAUCGACAAUGACGAAUAAUUUGACAAGUGUGUGAUAGAUCGUCAUUCUUCGUGAACGUAGACACAGUUCUUAGAAGUCACAGCUGCGUCGGUUCAGGUAGACGAGAUUACACGCAAGUUUAAUCGCGUUACGAUUACAAUCGUUAAAUUGCAGUCGUCUUUAGAAUGUUUCCACGUUCAUCUCAUUCUCACUUGUUUCUUCUCGUUUCCAAUCAACGAACGAUACGUGAACGAUCUUGAUCGCUAUACUUUUUCUAUAUUUUUAUAUUUCUCUUUUCUUUUAACGAUAUUAAUCAGCGACGGAAUAAAUGCCGAUGACUGUAACCAACAAUAACCGCAGACGUUACGAUCGAUCUCGCGAAUUCUCAAGGAUCCAAGAUCUGACGAUUCGUGUCUCGAAUCCGAGUGGAGAUUCCGAAGGGAAAGAGAGCCCCCGUUCGAUGGCUGGCUCGAACCCGCGUGAGCGCCGGCGUAGAGCGAAAAAUGUGAUAACCCGCGAGAAUAAAUCUAAAUUAAUGAACGUAGGCUUGCAAGAGACGCCUGUGUAUUUCCCCUUGUAGAGGUGCGCGUUCGUACGCAACGUUAUACUCGAAAAUCCUCGUGCUGCAGCACAUUCGAAACACACAAGAUACAACGCGAUAUGCACAGACAUACACAUGCACAUUCUUAUUCACACAACGUACGACAGAGAGCGAGCGAGCGAGCGAGAGAGAGAGAGAGAGAGAGAGAAAGAGAGGGAGAGAGAGAGAGAGAUACCAGGAGUAAGAAUUCUUGUUUAAAAGCGUCGAAAGCAGGACACGUCCAGUGUUUUUUGUAUGAUACGUGUAGAUAGCGGCACAAACGUAACGUGUACGAUGUACAAUAUUAUAUAUGUUACAGGAGCUAUAUAUAUAUAUAUAUACAUAUAAAUAUUAUAAAUACAAAGUAUAAAUAUAUAAAUAAAUGGUGUCUAAUGAUACACUAUUAGGUAUAUACAUAUUAUAUAUAUAUAUAUAUAUGUGUGUGUGUGUAUGUAUAUAUAUAUAAUAUUAUAUAUAUAUAUAUAAUGUGCGAUAGAGCGAAUGUGCGAGCGAAUGAUAGCAUGAGAGAGGCAGAAGCGUGAGCAUUGUACAGCGCGUUUCAAAAGCAACGCUUGUAAAAAGCGUAGCAGCUGAUGCCACGGUUCGAUUCUUGGCCACCCUAGUCGAUUCAACGACCGCUACUGACUGCGGGUUGCUUUUGAAACACGCCCCUCCACGAAACGCCCUGUAAAUAGAGGAGACGAAAGCCAGGGAGCAGCGAGCAUCGCGAAUCGCUAUGAUCACUUAGCGAGAAAGAAAAUAAUAUCGUCGGUUACCGAGUGUGUUUCUAGGUUUCCUUCUAUCGACAUGUGCUCUCCGUUCAUUUUUCUCGCCGUUCGAGACUCGUCGAACGGUAAUUACCGCGACCGAAGGCAACGCACGUGCACGAGUAAAACAGAGACGAAAAAGAAAAUAAUACUAAUAAUAAUAAAAGAAUGAAGAUAUAAAAGAAAACACGAAGAAAAGUCAUUCCUCCUUUCUCGUUCGUCAUUCGAUCUUUUGCACGAAUACGUAGAAUGGUAGAUCUGGAUCGAUUUCGCGGGUUGAACGAUGCUACCGCGAAAGUUGCGGAUGCGUUCGCGCUUGCGUACGAAAUGAAAGGAAAAGUCUCGAAAUCACGAAAUCUCGUCGCCAUGUUUACGCUUUCAUUGUUCCUGUGCAUUCCGGCAUUUCUCCACGCUUAUCCAUGAGACGUAACCUCGAUGUAUCAGAAUCAAGGAACGAAAUCACCCCUUUCUUCUGUCCUCUCUUGCUCCCACAUCCCAAUCUCCGUCGAACCUUCCGAAUAACUUCCUAACUUCGUCCACUUCUACGGCAACAUCUUCUAUUUACUUGUUCGAAUCGCCGCUUCGGAGAAGUUUUUCAGUGUCGUUUCUGACCGGGGAUUCUGAAGAAUCACGUGGUUCGAUGACGAUCCAGCGGUGAUUCUGUGGUUCAUGUACAUAACACGCACAAGCCACAGCAGCGGAAAUGACGUCCACGGCCCUCGCGUGUUCAAGGGCCGCGGACAGAGAAGAAACGACGCGAGCAAACGAGGUUGUAAAUGUUUCAAUAAAUCCACGUAUUUCUACGAAAAUUCGCCUGAU
This is a messenger RNA of Bombus huntii, 10552 nucleotides long. RefSeq names its product silk gland factor 1. Gene Ontology annotation, molecular function: DNA-binding transcription factor activity, RNA polymerase II-specific; protein domain specific binding; transcription factor binding. Gene Ontology annotation, biological process: regulation of transcription by RNA polymerase II; anatomical structure morphogenesis; cell differentiation. The coding region runs from base 1570 to 3093 and encodes 507 amino acids. The record is from RefSeq and is a predicted model, not a curated record. The transcript has a single exon. Lineage: Eukaryota; Metazoa; Arthropoda; Insecta; Hymenoptera; Apidae.